Dibothriocephalus latus is the source of this 2403-nucleotide messenger RNA. The record is from the annotation of a GenBank genome assembly. Lineage: Eukaryota; Metazoa; Platyhelminthes; Cestoda; Diphyllobothriidea; Diphyllobothriidae.
UGUCGUCACGGCGCAUCCGGACAGGUGCAUCUGCUUCUCACCAGCUUCAUCGCCAUCACCAUGACCACCAUCCGCGCCACAAACAAAAAUGGACAGAUUUGGCUACGACCCUACGGAGCCUUCUACCUGCCUCUUACAGGCCAGUGUUACGUCGUUGGUAGAGAUCGUCAACAGCAAGAAAUAGACUCUGAAUCUGGUCUUGUCGUGGAGUUUCUACGCGUCGCUCAAGAGGAGACGGUAAAUAUUGUUACUCUGGGCGUCGCCCUUCUUCUUCAAUUAUCUGCCGUCGAAAAACCCUGGUGUUUACGUUUUGCAACGGCUUAUCUCAAACUCUCAAGUCGCAUUCGACCCAGCCUCCCCGCAUGGUCUCCAAACCAUGUUGAAUCGGAUACACCGGAACAACGUCACACCGAUAGUUGUGGUACCUACGAGCUGCUUCCAGCUUCCCUCAUUCGAUUGCGUUCUCGACCGUCACCCAGUCAAUUAGCGCGCCUUCACCUCACCUACCUGGAAGUCCGUUUAGAUGCCUUGGCCUAUACGCAGUCUACUUCCAACAGACAUGCACCGUUGGAAGACCCUUUGAGUGCACUUGAUGAUGCGGUACUUGCGGACUCGAAAAGAUUUCACACCUCGGAUCAGACUAUUCCUCAUCAUGACCUCACCUUGCUGGUACGGGCAAUAAGUCGACUUCCUGAGGACUCGUUGGAGGCGCGCACCCUUCAAAUAAGAGUUGUCUGGAUGAACUAUGAGCUGAGCUCACUGGCUCAUGAUUACGAGGGCAUGAGGGAGUACCUCUUGCAGGUGAAAGAGUUUGUCUGUCAGAAUGGCCCAUUUCAUCGUGCCAGCUCCACGCGCAAUCAUCUCAUAAAUUCAGCCAGAAUUGGUGAGCUCUUGACUGAAGUUGAUGAUCUCGCAGCAGGAGACAGGCUCCUUGCUCUCUCGAACAUUGGUGAUUUUGAGGCCCUGAUUAGUUGUUUCGAAGAAUGCCUACGCUCCUGUUCGAUUGCCAAACGAAAAGUCUCUUCGUUUGCAUUCCGCUCCGGUCUAACCGCUCUGGAUGAAGCAUUACAUCUAGGCACGGUUGCCCUGGAUCUCCUGGUUAGGUGCUGGGACGUUGUAGUCUCUGUAAUGUCGACAUCCGACCUCCAGUCGGUGUUCGCAGAAGAAAAAGCUGAGGUGGAGGGGGAGUUACCGGCCAACAUGCUUGCUCAAUCCCACCUAUUUCGGUAUUGGUCGGAGUCAGCUUCUGGCGACCAGGGUAAGGUGCCAACUGCAUGUGAGUCGGAACAGGUUCCGCUCUCACUGACUUUUGGCCAUGUCUGCAGUGGCCUGCGUUUAGCCGUUGACUGGCUGGCCUGGCGACUCAAGGCUGUCGGCGUUCUGGGCCUUCAGUUACCCCCGGUGUCCCUCAGUUUGGUGGCAUCUGUCUACGAGAUGCUUUUUCAAUUGGAAUCGGAUCUUCCGCUCAACUACCUUCCAGAAAAAUUGGCUAUCUACCGAGCUCUCCUGGAUUUGCGAAAAACUCCGGAAAAUUCGCCGUAUGACUGGCAGAUUGCGGAAGUGGUCUUUUUGUUCUAUCAUCCCUCUGUCGUCCCUGAGUACGAUAGCCUGAAAACGAUGUCCAUUUCCGCUGAGCUUUCCGGUUGGUUGACUGAAGUUGUGAAGCUGCUGCCAACUGACAUUGAGGCACAACUUAUCCCUGAAGAUCAAAUAAAACUUUGUAUGAGCAGCCGAGGUCCUAUUCCACGGCAUAAUUUCCUACCCAGGUUAGCAAUCGAUUUCUAUGUACGGGACUUACGUGUAGAACCCCGGCAUGCGGACAGUUGGGCAUCUCUCGCGCUGAUCUACAGCAGCCAGUUGGAGCAAAUUCUGAACAUGACGGAUUUAAGGACUGAACGGGUCUCCUCGCGCUCAGUGUCAAAGUGCCUGCGGUGCUUCGAGGUUGCCAUCGAACUGCAACCCAGUUUUGUUACUCUUCUUACUGAACGGGGAUGUCUGGCCUAUCAACUUCAUUCGUAUGCUGCGCGUCUCCUCAAAAAGGCCUAUACAUUUAUUUGGGAAUUACAUAAAUCAACUAUGCUGGUUGGUGGACAGCGCCUGUUGGCUACAGCAGAAGCAGCUGCCACCAUCCUACGCAGACAGGGAUUGUGCGCUCAAAAGAAGUUUCUAACAGCGCCGCAGUUACGAUGGGCGAAGGUCGCCAAUCCAACCGCACACGCCUUAUUACCUGCAUCGGAACCGGGUCCCGAGACGGACAAGUCGCUACUUCAACCGCGCGCACCCCAUCACCUGUCUUGGCCGCCCGUCGGCCUAGACACUGACAUUUUGACCUCAAUUCCCCCCACCCCCACCGACCCUGACAACAACAGUAAUUCUUGGUUGGUUUAUUUCAUUACCAUAUAA